Zea mays is the source of this 2286-nucleotide messenger RNA. Its product is annotated as lysine-specific demethylase JMJ25. Gene Ontology annotation, biological process: translation. The coding region runs from base 1229 to 2092 and encodes 287 amino acids. The transcript is spliced from 10 exons. Gene Ontology annotation, molecular function: RNA binding; structural constituent of ribosome. NCBI's taxonomy places the organism in Eukaryota, Viridiplantae, Streptophyta, Magnoliopsida, Poales, Poaceae. Gene Ontology annotation, cellular component: cytosolic small ribosomal subunit; ribosome. The record is from RefSeq and is a predicted model, not a curated record.
UAAUGAGUCGCCGACAGUAGCCUAAAAUUGGGUUGGUUUCUCCUACACUUCCAUGUUCGACACGAGCGGCGAGCCAACUUCCCUCUCAUUCGUCUUCCACAAACCCUAUAACCCUAGCACCGCCGCCACCAUGUCCUCGUCUCCAUCUUCAGUGAACCGCCGUCCCCCGGGCCCGCUAGCGUUGGGGCUGGAGUCCUUGGCGAAGAAGAAUACACAUAGGAAGAAGCUCACCGUCAAACCUCAUCCAGAUCCAGUCGUUGCCCUCCAAUGGUCGGAUAUGGAACGUCUCGUCUCUUCCUUUGGAUUCAGCAGCCGGUGCUCCUCCUCUGGAUCUGGUGGUCAACUCCAUCACCCGCAGCUUCUAUGGCACCUCCCCUAGUCCCCCUCCAUCGUCGCCUUCACCCACCGCUUCUAUAUCGCCACCUCUCUCAUUGUAGAAGAAGACACUGAGGAUCUGAUGUGCAUGCUUGUCCCUCUUGCACUGCUUGUCUGUUACCUGCAGCAAUCUUUGCCAAACGGACACAGGGAACCUAUGCCCCCACAGGAUUGCACAACACGUGGGAUAGGUAAUGCAGGUAUUGCCCCCGCUGGCUGUGGCUGGCCGGUGUGCAAUUCACUAGGCUGCCAAAUGAGCCCUAAAGGCCCCAGCAUGGGCGACCCUCUCCAGAGUGAUUCUUAUCAAUCUUGCAUUGGAAAAACACGGAGCCUAUUAUUAUCAGGGAAGCAUUUGAGCCAAAGUACUAUGUACAUCACCAUGCUUUUAUGUGACUAUAUAUAUAAAUAUAACAAAUAAAGUUUUAUUGGACCAGUUCUUUGACCAUGCCAUUGGUAUCAACGUUCCAAGGUCCCGCUUCCUACCAGUUAAGGCGACAUCAGAUUUGAAGCUAGUACAGUCUGAUCUAUAUACCUUGGUUGAUGGCUUCGUUACACGUAAUUCAGCCAGAACAAAUCCAUCAAAUCCCUCAAUUGAACUUGGUCCUGAGUUCAAGAAGGUUGGGAGCUUCCUUGGUCGCUUCAAGUCCAUACCUAGCAUUGUUGAGCUUGACAUCUUGAAGGUUUCCGGUGAUGUUUGGUUCGGUUCUGGAAUUGUACUGAAGGGGAAAGUGACCAUCACUGCAAAACCUGGCGUCAAGCUAGAAAUCCUAGACGGAGCAGUGAUUGGGAAUAAGGAUAAUUUUGGAAAAGGAAAGAGAAAACAAUACCAGAUGCCUUACAACCUGAAUUAGGGAUGAAACUGCUAAUUGCACAUGGAAGUCACCAAGAACUUGGUAAAGGUGAUUCAAUGACAAAUCUAAUGAUUAACAUGUGCGAUGUGGUUCACAUGUUAAUGCAUGCAACUGAAGUGCAUUACCAAUGUCCCAAGAGGGUAAGGGUACAGUCUGAUGUAUCUGAAAGGAUUGCUAAUGGAACUAGUGUUCAUGUAAAUACUCAUGUUCAAAAUUUGAAUCUGGAUAUUGAAGAGCAAUCACACAAACACUCGAUUUCACACAUCGAGGAGCCAAACACUAAUAAUUCAGAAGGAUCCCUGGCUGGUGCUGCUGUCUGGGAUGUAUUUCGCAGGCAGGAUCUUCCAAAGCUUAAUGAAUAUCUAGCUGUUCAUCGGGAAGAAUGUGCAGCUAGAUGUCAAGCAGUGUCUUCUGUUAAAUAUCCUAUUUAUGAUCAAACAGUGUACCUUAACGAUUAUCAUAAGAAGAUGUUGAAGGAUCAAUAUGAGGGACUGAAGACAAUCGAGCAGAUUACAAUGGACUCAGCUUCGGUCGAGACCAAUAUGUUCAAGCUCUGCAAGGUGAGGUUUGUUCAGUUUGGCCAAAAAGGCAUCCCCUACCUGAACACCUACGAUGGUCGCGCCAUCCGCUACCUCGACCCGCUCAUCAAGGCCAACGACACCAUCAAAAUCGAUCUGGAGACCAACAAGAUCAUGGACUUCAUCAAGUUUGACGUCGACAACAUGGUCAUGGUGACUGGCGGGAGGAACACCGAGCGUGUAGGAGUCAUCAAGAACAGGGAGAAGCACAAGGGCAGCUUUUGCUGCUUGGAGCUUUUUGCUAUGUCUAGUUUUCUCCUAUUUGUUGUACAGGAAAACUUAGAAUAGAAUUCAAAUUUGGUGGUCACAAAAGUGUGGAGACUUUAAUUCAUAUAUAAAGUUAGGCUUAACAUUAGUGCAAACAGUUGUAUUUUAGUUUAGAUUUAGAGUACACUUAUGUAUGCGUUGUUUGACAAUGCUUAUUUAUGAUAUAUUGAAUGGUACUUAUUUAUAUUAUAUUAAUUAUAAUGUUGUUCAAUAUA